Messenger RNA from Colletotrichum chrysophilum, 2412 nucleotides. RefSeq lists its product as uncharacterized. Gene Ontology annotation, molecular function: chitin synthase activity. The record is from RefSeq and is a predicted model, not a curated record. The transcript has 3 exons. Lineage: Eukaryota; Fungi; Ascomycota; Sordariomycetes; Glomerellales; Glomerellaceae. Gene Ontology annotation, cellular component: cell periphery; cell septum. The coding region runs from base 1 to 2412 and encodes 803 amino acids.
AUGGCGGGCGAUGUGGAAUACUCAUGGGCGCCCAAAGACAUCGUUUACACGGCGAUUGUCGGCGUGGUGAUGCUGGCUGCCAUCUUGGAAUGGUUCUUGUGGAUUGCUGCAUUUUGUUACUGCCUGUGGAAGGUCUUCCUCAAGGCCGAACAUUGGACUAUUAGGGUACUGGCAGUCGUCGUUGGCAUCCUGUUCACAUGCUUCAGAGCCAUUUUCCUCCCCAUCAUGAUCGUCACUCUGCCGCUACCUAGUGUGGUCGUUGCAGUGUGGCCUGACGCCAUGGUCAAGGGCCUUCAAUGGUUUGCCUUCUGGAGUUUUGCCGGUCUCUUGACCAUUCCAUGGCUCUUCUGCGUUUACCAAUUGGUUACAAAUCAGCUGGGUCGCACAAAGAGAAUCAAGCAGGUUCUCGACGAAGUCUCCGCACCAAAGGUUGUGAUUGUCAUGCCCGUUUACAAAGAAGACCCCGAUGUCCUUGUCGUCGCCAUCAACUCUGUCGUCGACUGCGACUACCCGCCGUCAUGUAUUCACGUCUUCCUGUCAUUUGAUGGCGACCAGGAGGAUGAAUUGUACUUGAACACCCUCGAAAAACUAGGAGUGCCAUUGACCCUCGAGACGUACCCCAAGAGUAUCGACGUUACCUACAAGUCCGCUCGCAUUACGGUUUCCCGUUUCCCCCACGGAGGAAAGCGCCACUGCCAGAAGGCUACGUUCAAGCUCAUCGACAAGGUCUACGAGACUUACCUCAAGAGAAACGACAACCUCUUCAUUCUCUUCAUCGACUCUGAUUGCAUUCUCGACCCUACUUGCCUGCAGAACUUCGUUUUCGACAUGGAACUGAGCCCCGGCAACCACCGAGACAUGUUGGCCAUGACUGGUGUUAUCACGUCUACGACUAAGAAGCACAGCUUGAUCACCCUACUUCAAGACAUGGAGUAUAUUCACGGCCAACUCUUUGAGCGUACUGUCGAGUCAGGAUGCGGUGCCGUCACCUGUCUUCCUGGAGCUUUGACAAUGCUACGUUUCUCGGCAUUUCGUCGCAUGGCCAAGUACUACUUUGCUGAUAAGGCGGAGCAAUGCGAGGAUCUCUUCGACUUUGCAAAGUGCCAUUUGGGUGAAGACCGUUGGCUCACUCAUUUGUUCAUGAUUGGAGCCAAGAAGCGGUAUCAGAUCCAAAUGUGCACUUCGGCCUUCUGCAAAACUGAGGCUGUCCAGACUUACAGGUCUCUUAUCAAGCAGCGUCGGCGUUGGUUCCUGGGUUUCAUCACCAACGAGGUUUGCAUGCUUACUGACUGGCGUCUUUGGAGACGUUAUCCCCUUCUGGUUCUUGUCCGCUUCAUGCAAAACACCAUCCGUACUACGGCCCUCUUGUUCUUCAUCAUGGUCCUUGCCAUCAUCACGACUUCCAAGAAGGUCGAGAACUUGCCGGUCGGAUUUAUCGCCAUCUCCUUGGGUUUGAACUGGCUGAUGAUGUUGUACUUCGGUGCCAAGCUGAGGAGAUUCAAGAUCUGGCUGUACCCCAUCAUGUUCAUCCUGAACCCCUUCUUCAACUGGUUCUACAUGGUUUACGGCAUUUUCACCGCCGGUCAGAGAACCUGGGGAGGACCGAGAGCCGACGCCGCCACUGCCGAUGUUGAUACCACACCUCAGGAAGCCAUUGAGCAAGCCAAGGAAAAUGGAGACGAACUCAACAUUGUGCCGGAGAGUUUCAUCCCUGCCACACAGGCUCGCAAGGAAAGCAUUGCAGGUGGCAAGGGAAACAUGGGACCAAUGGGCCGAAAGCACAGCGUGGUACAGCCACCUUCAAACCUCGAGGGACGUUUCGCAGCCAGAGAGAAGACGGCCAGCGGAUGGUAUGUCAACGCAGAAGACUCUCCGGUCACCGUCAACCGGUCCGGGCCAAGCGGGUUCGGGCCGGCGUGGGCCUUGCAGUCGCGCGACUCGUUCGACAGUAUGGUGUCGUCGCAGACCGCUGGCAACUCGGUCUAUGUUCCUCGACGUGUGGAGAGUAUCAUGGGCGACGAAGACCGCAAGAAGUAUGAAAUGGCACAGCAGAGCCAGUUCAACCAGUUCUUGGCGAAUUCUAAGCGAUUCGGCGGACAGCAGGCUUCGGGUCAGGUGUACGAGUACUCCGAGUCGGAAAUGAAGCGAGCCGGAUACCAUGACGCUGACCCAUUGGAAGGAGGCCCUUACACAGACAACGUUAGGCUGGCAAACGUUGAUAAUCGGCCCAAGUCUGGUGAAGGUCGUCAAGGCCUUGCCGCGUCACACUCGGCACGAAGCGGUCGGAGCCCUCUGGCACGUGCCAGUCUCGUUCGCACAAGCCCGUUGGAAGACGUUCAGUCUGAGGGAGAGAGCUCCAGCAACGGCGGUGGGCCCAGCCGAGACCACUCCCCCAAGGGAAAUGGCAGGUGA